Messenger RNA from Lipotes vexillifer (Yangtze River dolphin), 1362 nucleotides. RefSeq names its product zinc finger protein 446 (gene ZNF446). Lineage: Eukaryota; Metazoa; Chordata; Mammalia; Artiodactyla; Lipotidae. The coding region runs from base 1 to 1362 and encodes 453 amino acids. The record is from RefSeq and is a predicted model, not a curated record. Gene Ontology annotation, biological process: regulation of DNA-templated transcription. The transcript has 5 exons.
AUGCCAUCCCCACUGGGCCCCCCGAGUCUGCCCUCUGUGGACCCCGAGGCCACCCUGGAGGAUCCUGAGGCAGCACGCCAGCGCUUCCGGGGCUUCUGCUACCAGGAGGUGGCCGGUCCCCGUGAGGCCUUGGCCCAGCUCCGGGAGCUCUGCCACCAGUGGCUGCGGCCCGAGGUGCACUCCAAGGAGCAGAUGCUGGAGCUGCUGGUGCUGGAGCAGUUCCUGGGCGCGCUGCCCCCCGAGAUCCAGGCUUGGGUGCGGGGACAGCAGCCAGGCAGCCCUGAGGAGGCCACUGUCCUGGUCGAGGGCCUGCAGCAUGACCCUGGGCAGCUGCUGGGCUGGAUUACAGCACAUGUCCUGAAGCAAGCGGUGCUCCCAGCCACACAGAACAAAGAGGAGUCUGUGGGGAGCUCCCACCCUUCAGGGACAGUGGAGCCCCUAAAGGCAGCCUCUUGGGAGGGGUCCAAGGAAGCCCAGUUGGAGGGGAACGCCCAGCUCAGCUGCAGCGUGAAGGAGGAGCCUGAUGGCUACGGGCAGGAGACAGCACCGUCCAGCCCCCCACAUCCAGCCCGGUCCCAUGAGGGGCCCGCUGAACAACAGGAGCCGACCUCCGUGCCCUUUCAGCCACCCAGGAUUCAGGAGGAGUGGGGGCUCCUGGACCGGUCACAGAAGGAGGUGUACUGGGACGCGAUGCUGCAGAAGUAUGGCACGGUGGUCUCCCUGGGUGAGGACCCCUCUCCUCCGGGUCCUUGCGCGCACCUUGCCUCCCGGCGCUUCCCAAUCCGCACCCUGGCCACCCGCCGGGGCCCCCACCCCUGUCCCUCAUUUGUGCGAACCCCUCACGCCCCCGUGCCAGGGCUGGCGCCUGAUGGGCCCCCGACCCCAGCAGGGUUGCCGUGCCCCCUGCCGGAGGCGCGCACUGAGCCGGAGCCGGAGGCGCUGAGCACCGGAUCCGAGGGAGCGAGAAGCCUCCCCCCGGGAGGAGAGAGCGAGAGCUCGCGAGAGGGCCGGCCCGGCUGCCCGGAGGCCCCGCCCCCCGCGCGGAGCAAGCCCUACACGUGCGCGCAGUGCGGCCGCACCUUCGACUGGAAGUCGGUGUUCGUCAUCCACCGCCGCGCGCACGCGGGCGGCCCGGGCGCCGAGAAGCAGCCGGUGGGGCCGCCCCGGCGCGCGCUCCCGGGCCCGCGCAGCUACGCCUGCGAGGAGUGCGGCCGCAGCUUCAGCUGGAAGUCGCAGCUGGUCAUCCACCGCAAGGGCCACGCCGGCCAGCGGCGCCACUUCUGCGGCGACUGCGGCCACAGCUUCGACUGGAAGUCCCAGCUGGUCAUCCACCGCAAGAGCCACCGGCCCGAGGCCCCGUGA